Molecule: messenger RNA, 3021 nt
Organism: Peniophora sp. CBMAI 1063
Lineage: Eukaryota; Fungi; Basidiomycota; Agaricomycetes; Russulales; Peniophoraceae
Source: the annotation of a GenBank genome assembly
AUGGUGACCUUGUGCCCUGCGUUCCGUGAACACGGCAUAUGUCCCAAUCCCGCGUGUAUUCAUUCGCAUGAGCUCUUUCCAUGCGAGCUUUGCCAUGUUGCUUUCACGGAACGGCGUCUCCUCGAUGAACAUUUACGUUCGAAGCCACACAGGAAACGGGUCAAUACACAUCCCACGGGCGGUAUCGCAGUGGGAUACUGCGAGCUCUGCGAUAACAACACGAUAUUGGGUGUAUGGGAGACGCACAAACGAGGGCGGCGUCACCGUGAACUGGCGAGGAAGUCGAGCGUGGAUCCGUUGAGCGUCGUACCCAAACCACCGAAGGACAUUGGCGGCUUCAAAUUUGUCGCUUGCGACGCCUGUGACGUACUCGUUCAUUUGGAGCAGUUGGCUCAACACGAGCGUUCUGGCGCCCAUCGGAACGGCUUAUCGUUUACCGCUCUCAGGAACGUCUUGAACGAGGCGGCGCAGGAUAGGAAUGGGGUCUCUUUGUCGCAUGAAGAUGGUGUCGACUUCGGACUUGUGGAAGCUGCGCAUGCUGUGCAGGGUCUCCGUAUAGACGUUCAGAUGACGACGGCGCCGGGGGCACGCAUACGAGUCGUCGCAGUGAGAUGCGCUGAGAGACGCGCGGGCGCUGGAAGUUUCACAGUGAUUACAGCAUCGGGCGGUCUGAACUCAAAUGACACCGUGAUCGUUACCCUCAAGCAGUCUAUGCUUGGGGAAUACGACGACAGGCUCGAAGUUGUCUUCGAGGACCUCGCAGUCAGACUCGAGUUUACCAUAGCCCGCGAUCUCCGCGCGACUGUGGUCGGCAGCCGUGAGGUUCACGAACUUCUCAAGCCUGUCUCGCCGUACAUUCAGCGACUACGCGUGACAGACCGUGACCGCGAGGUGGUUGCUCUCAGAGGGGUCCCGCCACCGAUUCCAAAGACACUUCUUCUUAAAGCGAAGAGGUUGCCCCUGUACGAGAUUCCGAAGCCUCUCAACGACAUUCUUGCAAAGGCACAGAAGGAGCUCGAUGCGACCAUCUUCAAGAUCCGUAUGUCAUAUCUGCCGUCUGUACUGAAUGGCGAAUCGUACGGGCAACAUUGGAAGGCCCUUCUCUGGGCGGAGGAACAUCGUGCAGAGCUUGACUUGCAGAUCUUCGACAUAGAUGACGCCAUCUUGGAAAAAAGCGGAGGAGGAUUCCUGUACUGGUUGCGCGUCCCAGGCCUGGCCGAGAAGAGGCCGAGUGUGUUGCGCGGCGAUCGUAUGCACGUACAGCCUCGGAACACAAGAGACGCUAAAUCAUGGUUCGAGGGUCACGUCCACGAAGUCGCAGAGCUACGCGUCGGACUUCGCUUCAACAACAAGUUCCCAGUCCCGAGCCCGGCCCAACCCUUCGAGGUUCGCUUCAAGCUGAACCGGACACCAUUGCGUCGUCAACAUCAAGCCUUGGAACAGGACUUAUACCGCAGUGAUAGAGUCUUGUUCCCCAAAGCCGAACACCUCCUACCACCGCUCAGCCAGCCUGUCCAGCCAGGGGAGGUCCAUCUUUUCAACGAACAUAUUGUGAACAACCAGUCUCAGCUCGAUGCUGUGAUGGCAAUCUUGAAUCUGCCGGAGGGAUCGCCGCCUUUCGCACUGUUCGGCCCGCCCGGGACGGGGAAAACCGUUACUCUGGUUGAGGCGGCUCUCCAAGUCAUAACCCAGUUUCCCAACUUCAAGCUACUUGUCACGGCGCCGUCCAACUCGGCUGCGGACCUCGUAGCACAAAGACUCAGCGCAGUUCUCAGGCCUGAUGCGCUCUUUCGUCUAUACGGACGUAGUCGACAGAAGAAGGACGUGCCCGAAAACUUGCUUCCGUACACCCUCGUGGAUGGAACCGAGCUCGACAUCCCGCCACUCGAGAAGCUCACGAAGUACCGCGUUGUCGUGUGCACUUGCGUCUCGGCGGCAGUCCCAUAUAAUCUCGGUAUACCGCCGGGUUACUUCAACGGCAUCUUCGUGGACGAAGCAGGACAGGCUACCGAGCCUGAAGUCAUGAUCCCCAUUAAGACUAUGGCGGACGACAAGACGAACAUUGUUCUCGCCGGUGAUCCUAAGCAGCUAGGUCCGGUCAUACGGUCGAUGGUGGCUCGCAGGCUGGGAUUGGAGAAGAGCUACUUGCAGAGGCUCAUGGACAGUCAAGACAACUUAUACGACCCUCAUGAAGGGCAUGGAAGGACUGUCGUCAAACUGGUCCAGAACUACAGAUCACAUGAAGCCAUACUAACCUUCCCGAAUCAAGAGUUUUACGACAAUGAGCUCGUGCCUUGCGCGCCCGCCGUGAAACGCAACGCCUGCAUUGGCGCAUCGGUUCUUGUGAACAAACAUUAUCCGGUAGUAUUCCACGCCAUUGUCGGCUCAAACGAGCGCGAGUCGACGUCUCCUUCGUACUUCAACAUCCUGGAGGCAGAGCAAGUGAAGCGGUAUAUUGACGAACUGAUCGCGGACAAGCGUAUCAACGUCCGCUACGAGGAUAUCGGAGUCAUAGCUCCGUAUCAUGCACAGGUACUGAAGAUACGCAAGCUGCUGCGUGAGAAAGGGAAGGAGGGCGCGAGGAAGAUCAAGGUCGGCUCGGUCGAAGAGUUCCAGGGGCAGGAGCGCAAAGUCAUCUUCGUAUCGACGACUCGCAGCUCGCGCGAACUGGUUGCAUACGACCUCAAGCAUACGCUCGGCUUUGUCGCCAAUCCUCGACGCUUCAACGUCGCCGUCACCCGCGCUCAAGCGCUGCUCAUCAUCGUCGGCAACCCGAACGUGCUUUCUCUCGACCCACUGUGGCGCCGCUUCCUCAAUUCUGUCCACCAGAAUGAUGGCUGGCGAGGGCCGUCGAUUCCUUGGGACCCCGAAGACGAAGUCGACGAGAAUGGCGAAUACGAUGCUCAGGCUCGGGCCAGUGGCGCAGCCGAAAUCACUGAUCUCGCGAAUCGGAUGAGAGGGGUGGAAAUUGGAGGCGAAGAAGAGGCUGCUGAAGACAAGCCGUUCCGCGAGGUGGAAUGA